This is a messenger RNA of Dentiscutata erythropus, 282 nucleotides long. The record is from the annotation of a GenBank genome assembly. Lineage: Eukaryota; Fungi; Glomeromycota; Glomeromycetes; Diversisporales; Gigasporaceae.
GACAAAAACCAAGAUCCAAAAGCAGGCCUAGCCCCAGUUACCCAAGACCAAGAUCCGGAAGCUGGCCCAGGCCCCGCAACCCAAACCUAUAGAGAGAAGCAAACAAUUAUUCAAUCUAAUAUAAACCAAAAAAAAUACGCCUUAGAAAACUAUUUUCAAUCAAUUUACAAAGUAGAAGAUGGAAUUAUAGAAAAAGAGCCACCCUCAAAAAAUAUAGAAUUUUUAGAAAGAAGACCAGACCCCACUAGACAACACCAAAAUUUUAAUUCUAUGACGGUAUAG